ACGUUGUUAGGUGCAAUACUUACGGUAACGUAUCCGCUACAAAAUAAAAGAGUGUGUGUGCGCUUUAUUUGUCCGUUUGGUUGGCGGUAGAAGCCCAAGAUCGGAUCAGUAAUGGCAUGCUGCUCUCUCAUUCGAGUGUUCUUGCUGCUUUUCACUCUUUCAGAUUCACUUGUUAAAAUCUGCAGCCUUGGAGUGGGAAUAAACUAUGGACAGAUUGCCGACAAUCUCCCUUCUCCCCCUCGUGUUGCCACCCUCCUUGGAUCUCUCAACAUCACUAGAGUGAAACUAUAUGACGCCGAUCCAAAUGUUCUGCUCGCCUUCUCCAACACAAAUGUUGAUUUCAUUGUCGGCCUAGGAAAUGAGAAUCUUCAAAACAUGGCCGACCCUGUUAAGGCUCAAAAUUGGAUUGAACAGAAGGUUGUACCCCACCUUCCUCGAAUCAACUCCAUCCUUGUGGGUAAUGAGGUAUUCAUUAGCAAUGAUACUCAGCUGAGGGCUAGUCUCCUGCCAGCAAUGCAAGCAGUAUAUCGUGCUCUUGCUGAUCUUGGACUGGAAAAACAAGUUACUGUCACAACUGCGCAUUCUCUUAACAUUUUAGCCCUCUCCUUUCCUCCAUCAGCUGGGGUUUUUAAGGAAGAUCUUGCUCAAUAUAUCCGACCCCUUAUAAAUUUUCAUGCCGAGAUCAAAUCGCCAUUCUUAAUAAACGCUUAUCCAUAUUUUGCAUACAAGGGUAAUCCAAUUGAGGUGCCGCUAGAGUAUGUGCUUUUUCAGCAAAACCAAGGGACAACUGACGCAAAUACGAAUUUGCACUAUGAUAACAUGUUGUAUGCUCAGAUUGAUGCUGUCUAUGCUGCAAUCAAAGCAAUGGGGCAUACCGAUAUCGAGGUUCGAGUUUCAGAGACGGGUUGGCCGUCAAAGGGGGAUGCUGAUGAGCUAGGAGCUACACCAGAGAAUGCAGGGAUAUAUAAUGGUAAUUUGUUGCAAAGAAUAGCAGAGAAGCAAGGAACUCCAGCAAAACCGUCAACUCCAAUUGACAUACAUGUGUUUGCACUUUUUAAUGAGAAUUUAAAGCCUGGUCCGGCAUCAGAGAGGAACUAUGGCCUGUACUAUCCUGAUGGUUCACCAGUUUACAACAUCGGAUUACAAGGUUCUCUCUCGGGGGGCCCGGGGGGUUCCCCAACUUCCCCAGCUUCAACACCCACCAAGAAUGUAAGUGUUGUUUCAGGAUCCAACAAGCAUGCUUUGUCUGUCUUCUGCUUUCUGGUAUGCUUUAUGGCAUGCUUAAUCUUUGGCUUAUGAAUUGAAUUAGUCAAAGGAUGGGGGAGGUCAAGGGAAGAAGAGGAAUUUCUAGAGUCCUUAAAAUGCAAGAGAAGUUACUCUAGGGGAACAGCAUCAAUGGAGCUUUUAUUUCUACAUUGAAGUUAUUACAGCAGCGAGAAAUGCAUUAGCAGAACACUAAUCAUGUAAACUAUUUACUAAUACAAUUAGUAAUUAAUAAGCCAUAUCCCGAAUUGGCAAUUCAUCUAGAAAAAUAACAAUAAACUAAUAGAAGUGCGACACAUCUCAAAUUUUCUUCUAAAAAGUUGGUUAUCAAAUGAUGUGUCACUAUCCCAUGAGUUGGUAACACACUUCUUAAAAUAAUAAAUCUCAUGAGAUGGUAACACAUCAUUUGAGAACUAAUUUUUUUGAGAAAAAUUUGGGAUAUAUAGUACUCCUUGUAAACUAAUUCUUUUGCAAAAGGAAAAAAAAAAUCUAAUAAUUAGUAAGGGAGAUUUUGGUGCAUAUUUUAUAGGGCAGCUUAUAGGAUUGUAUUAGUCACAGCUUUUUGUUGUAUAUGAAGGAUAGACUUUUAGCAGUAUUCUCUCUCUCUCUCUACAUGUAUUUUUAUACUACUUCAGAUUUGGAUUCAUUUUAAUGAAUCUUUUUAAUGCAACCUUAUUCUUGUA
Corylus avellana is the source of this 1946-nucleotide messenger RNA. RefSeq names its product Glycosyl hydrolase superfamily protein. Gene Ontology annotation, biological process: carbohydrate metabolic process. NCBI's taxonomy places the organism in Eukaryota, Viridiplantae, Streptophyta, Magnoliopsida, Fagales, Betulaceae. Gene Ontology annotation, molecular function: hydrolase activity, hydrolyzing O-glycosyl compounds. The record is from RefSeq and is a predicted model, not a curated record.